UUAUGUUUAAUAUAAAUCUACCUAACAUUUAAACGAAAAAUUUUUCAUAUUAGAAUUUUAUUAGAAUGAAUUUUUUUUCGUUUAUUUUAAUAUUUAUUGUCGUUUUCGUUUUGCAACCAGAAAAAGGAGUUCAUUGUGAAAGUUAUAAUGCUAUGUAUAAAAAUUAUAUCGAAAGGGUGGUGAGUCACAUUUAUUCACAAAUUAUAUCGUAUCGAAAACAAGAUUCAAAUAAUACUAUGGAUAUAGACGAAGCUGUCCAACCAAAUUCUAAAAUGUUGAAUUUUAGACAAAAAUAUUCUUAUAUAAUAGGUAUAAUAAAUUUCAAGUACCUUGAAAUAUUAAGAAAAUUCCUUUAUUUAAUAAAACUUAUCCUCAAUAAAGGCCAGAAAUUUUAUGAAGAAAAUGUAUUGAAUAAUUUUAUUCUUUCUAUACAAAUUUUUGAAAGAUUUUUAAAAAAUUCCAAAACUAUGAUUGAAAAUCUAUACAAUGCUAUGAAGUUUUUAAGCUAUAUAGAUACAAGAUUUUUGUUUUCUGAAGGCUUCAUACCUCAUCCUAUAAUUGAUGCAAUCGACUUUAUACAUCAGUUCGUCUUAGAAAUAAGUUUGGAGACUAACUCUUUUGAUCUCAACAAAUCACCUUAUGAAAUCUCUGAAAAGAAAUUUGAGAAUUUGACAGUAUUUCAUACAGACGCAUCAAAGAGAGUAGAAUUUUAUUUUCAAAAUUGUUACUUUAUGGACAUUAUUCUAGCAAAAGAUUUAGAAAAUAUUAAAAUUACGGGAUUACCUCUAGACUUAAAUUCAAAAGUAUCAGAAUUACAUAAUGAGUUUUUCAACAAAAUUGUAGAAGUUUGGUACAAAAACUUAGGAUUUGAAGAAUUUCUGAACCCUAAAAAAGCAGAAUUCAUACCUCCAAUAGAUCCAGAUACAAUUCAAAAUGAUGGAAUUGAAGCUCUCAACAUUAUUCGUAAAGAAUCUGGUUGGGAAAAAAUGAACCACAUAAGUAUAGUUUAUUUUGGUAAACAAUUCUGUGUAGAUCAAAUAAUAAAUGAUGAAGUUAGUAUGAUAAAUUUUCGAAUAAAAAAAGAACAUGUAUCACAGUUAUUAAGAUGUAGAUUUACAGAAAUAAUGAAAAACUAUCGUACAUUAUUAUCUGCUAUGUUAAAUAUGUGUAAUAAAAAUGCAAUCAACUAUUACCAUAAUUGUUUGACUAAAUUAUUUAGCUCAUUCGUUAAAUCAAAAAAAAUGCUUGAAGAUUUACAUGAAGCUUUAGUUACUUUAAAUAAAUCAUCAAUAUGGAGUGUAAAUUAUAACUCAAAAUCAAGUCUACAUAAAGUUUUUGAAUGGAUUGCAGAAUUUCUCAGUUUGUUGGAGAAUAAUGAUUUUUCUCUAAAUAAUAUUGAUGAUAAUGAAAUGGAAGUGAUUGAAAAACUUCUAGUCAAUUUUAAAAACAAUCUUGCAUUUUUUAUUACUCAGUUAACAAGCGAAUUGAGUCAAUGUAAUUUUUGGUGUCAUAUAGAAGAUACAUUCAAAAAUGUUAAGUAUUAUACAAACUAUUUUAGAAAUCAAGGGAAUUUAUCAAUUAAUUCAAAUCCUGAGUUUUCAAUCCAAAUUAUGCUUAAUGCUUGCAAUUUUUUUGAAAGUUUUUGCGAAAGUGUUAGCAAAUCUUGUUAUGAAGAUCUAGGUUUUGAAAAACUUUCACACUGUAAAAACAAAGAAUUAGAUAGCAGACUUCUUUAGUUUAUGUCUAAUUCACUAAAAUCUCAACUUAUAUAUUAAUCUUUGAAUUAACAAUUGUUUAAAUCAAUAUACAGAGUGAUUUUCUUAUCAUAACUCAAUCACUUAAAGAAUAAAUAUAAUUUAAACAUUUUUAUUUUUGGUUAUCUUUAGUUACAUAUUUUCCUUGAAUUAUUUACGUUGUAAUACUUUUUAAGUUUAUCCUCAAGCCUUGUGUGGGUGUCAACUUUGUAUUUUUAAAUGGGAAAACAUGUUUUAAAUUUAAUAAAAUGUUUGAUUUUUCAAUUUAAUAAUAAAUGAUAUUUGAAUUUUUCAUAUAAUUUUUUUCGCUUAUUAGAUAUAAACUCUUAAAUUAUCAAAUUUUUGAGUUGAUAUUCAUGUAUAAUACACAAGGUUUACAAAUACAUGAAGGUAAUUGGUUUUUUUCUGUCACAGACAUGGAGUGUUUAUUGACAAUGUUUACUAUUAAUAGUUUAUAAAUAGUAUCUGUAUUACCAGUUAGUGUAUUUAUAAACUCACAACAAUGUACCUUACUAUCAUUGAUAAGAAAUGCCAAUAAUAAAAAUCCAAUUAGCUACCUAUAUUUGAAAUUCUUUGUGUAUUAUAUAUGUAUAUUAUCUCAAAAGUUUGAUCAUUUAAAUUUUUAUAUCUUAUAACCUAAUAAAGUUAUAUUAAAAUUUCAAAUAACAUUUACUAUUAAAUUAAAAACUGAAAUAUUUUAUUAAAUUCAAAAUAUAUGUUCCACAUUUAAAAAAAUAAAGUUGACAACCUUAUAAAGUAUAAGGAUGAACUUAGAAAGUUUUAAAUAAUUAAUAAUUUAAAAAUAAUGGGUAACUAAAGAUAACCAAAAAAAAUGUUUAAAUUACAUUUAUUAUGUUAGGAAUUGAAUGGGUUAUGAUAAAAAAGUCAUCCUUUAUAUAUUGUUUCCAGAAUAUUUUAUAAAUAUACCAUUUAUACUGUAUCAUUUUACUGAGCAAUAUAAUUUUUAAUAAUUAAGUUAACGUGUUUUAAUUAUUUAAUUAAUUAAUAAACUAUCUAAUAUUAUAAGUA
This is a messenger RNA of Daktulosphaira vitifoliae (grape phylloxera), 2783 nucleotides long. RefSeq lists its product as uncharacterized. The transcript is spliced from 2 exons. Lineage: Eukaryota; Metazoa; Arthropoda; Insecta; Hemiptera; Phylloxeridae. Bases 66 to 1736 code for a protein of 556 amino acids. The record is from RefSeq and is a predicted model, not a curated record.